Molecule: messenger RNA, 750 nt
Organism: Diplodia corticola
Lineage: Eukaryota; Fungi; Ascomycota; Dothideomycetes; Botryosphaeriales; Botryosphaeriaceae
Exons: 4
Coding region: 1-750 (249 amino acids)
Source: RefSeq, a predicted model, not a curated record
AUGCUUGCUACGCUGCGCCGCCUCAAUCCUUUCGCAAUGUCGUCUGCCCAGCUUGAUCUGCUUGCAAAAUACACUGCUUGCGACGUCUCGGAUGCCCUGCUCAAGCUCAAUGUCCCGGGCGCGGGCUUCAUUCCAGACAUAGGCCCGCUCAAGGCCGGAACGACCCGCGUGGUAGCCCCGGCCAGCACAGUCCACUUCUCUCCCAAGACCACCCAAUCGUUUCCUCAGCCUGUUGGCGACAAGCCGGAGUUGAAAGAUCCCGCGGACAAGAACGCAAGCAAGAUCGCACCGGGGACGCCCUACGCCGACCUCGUCAACCCAGAGACAAUUGUCGUGCUGUCACAGCCAGAAGGGCAAGCCUGCGCAGUGGUUGGCGGAAUCAAUGGCGUGCGCAUGGAACAGUUGGGAGCGAAAGGCGUGCUGGUCUCUGGAAGAGUCAGGGAUUUGGAUACUCUGAAGGGGCUCAAGAUCCCGGUAUGGAGCAAGGGAACGAGCAGCGUGGGCGCCGGAGCUCAGACGAAGGCCUACGCCGUGGGGUAUCCAGUCGAGCUUGGUGAUGUGACGGUGGUGUCGGGAGAUAUUGUCAUGCUGGACCCAGCCGAGAACAGUGCUGUCGUGAUCCCAAAGGACAAGGUUGACGCGGUGCUAGAGCUCGUUCCGAAGCUGGUCGACGCGGACGAGAAAUGCAUGGCCGACGUGUUGGCCGGGGGGACGGUCAAGGAGGCAUUCGCGACGCAUAGAGGCCAAUAG